GGGGGGGGGGGGGGGGGGGGGGGGGGAAGAUUGAGCUUCUGCUAUUGAGAGAAGCUAGAAAUCUGAAGUUUAAAAAAAGGGAAAGCUGGAAUAAGUUGUGAUGAAAGAACAUCAAGCCGAAAUAUUACCCCUUUGUGAAUGCUGGGUAUUAACGAUUUCUAUUUUAUUUAGAGCAGUAUUAUGGUCCAGUAAAUAGCAAGGAUUGAAAUAUAAUAUUUUCCUGAAUACAAUUUGUGCAUCUUUUUGCACAAAGAUGUAUGAACUGUAAGUGAAAUAGAUUUUGGAAUCGCCUAGAAAGUAUCAGUGCAAAGGUCAACGGCGCUUGCAAUAGGAUCGCCACACGUAUGUAGCUUUCUAUGAAAUUGAGUUGAUAAAUUGAACGUCGGUAACCUACAAGGCAGGGCAGGCACUUUUCAUUACAUGAGUGUUUUCUGUUCUACAUCAGGACAAGAAAUGCAACUGACUUGAAACGGUUAGGUUUACAUUCUGGGCAUUUCUAUCCAAGCAAAGAAACGAGAAUAUUUUUUUAACAAACAACUUUCUGCCCGUUUAAAUUACAUUUCGGAAUUUGGUAUAUUAAACCAGUCAGUGUUUUGAAUUUUUAGAAAAUGGGAAAAUAGAUUUACACUUUAAUUUGUUUAGAGUCUGACGCAGAAACACAUAUGAAAAUGGCUCUUUGCGUUAUUGGUUGUUUUGAACAAGCGUCGAGAUUUAUUUCGUAGUGGAUCCGAAAUAUCCAAGACUAGACAAGUGCGUGGUUCUAGGCACUCAAAAUGUAACAUAAAUAAAAGAAAAAAUAUAGGUCAGUAAUUUCAUCGUUUGCCCGUUUGAUCUCCAACCUCCUGUUCGUGCGAAAUUUAACUGGAAAUAUAGCGAGGCAGCAGCGUGCUGAGAAUAAAUCUCACUGGCACCGAUUAUUGAGCUAAUUGUAUAUAUUUAUUGGGUAACAUCAAUUUUCUCUGUUUCUCUGUCCCCGCCGUUUUUAACUAAAAUGAAACAGGCACAUGCGGCAGCUUCUAACCUUGCUCACAGCGGCGGAUUGACGGCUGCUGUAACCAGUCGGGGAGUUGCACUCUGUGCUGAACCAAUCGGGGCCACGGCAGGCGGGAUGUCUCAGGUCCCUUUCACCAAGGCUUGUGGACUCCUGGGAUGUUACUGUAGUUGUGCCUUUUUUUGGGGGAAAAUGUCUUUUGAUCAAUUUCCCUAAAUGGAGUUCAAAGGCAAUGGAGUCAUUGUGAACUGGAAAUCGUCUGUAUGAACUGUAAUGGGUUGUCAUGGAAACUAUGACCAAGACUUUAAAGAGAUCAGCCACAACGAGAUACCAACGCAAGAGGUGCAACUCGGUAACGAAUCCCAGGGGUCCCUGGACCAGUUUAUGGCUAAGCUGUGCAGGCGUCAUCAGAAACAAUUCAUGAGUGUUCUUGGCCACAUGCACAGCGGAACGGGUCCUGAAUCGGAAUCGGUGGCCAAUGAGGACAUGGCGGCCUCCAACCCAGCGGUUCUGCAACAGCAGCCCAAGGACUCCGGGGAACCGUUACCAAGCCGACCCACCUUCCCGUCACGCCCUUCCUUUAACCGAGUGGUGCCGACCCAGAAUGAAACCAACUGCACGAAUGUUGAAGAGGACAGGCUGCUUCCCAGUGAGGUGGGGAACGAGAUCUGCGGUGUUACUUCUGUCGAAUCGCCAGCAGCCUUGGGUAGUUCUAGUGGUGGGACUCUUACCAAAAACAGCACAGUUGGGGCUAAGCCCUCUUCUAAAGGUACAUUUACAACUAACUGCAGCAAAACCGUGAGCUUGGAAGCUCUGCAAAACGAAACUGUGAAUAAUAGGAAGUUGAUCAGCAACUCGCUGUUGGGUCUGUCCCCCAGUGACUGCGCACUCAUUGGCACUGCUAACCGAUUAGAAGGAUUAAGUUCUUGCAACCAGAAGAGCAAAACGGAGGAGACGGGCUCCGCCAAAGGUCAGAAGGAGGGUCUCCGAGCUCUUCCCAUGCAGUUACUUAACCAGCGAAAGAAUUUGGCUAGAAGUCAGAACGGUCCACAGAGCAGUUCCGGGGCGAUUAAACGCGCUCCGGUUCAAGAACACACUACCUCCGCCAAAAGAAAUGUCAAAGGUAAUCAUGUGCUUCCGACGACAGCGGGUGCAAAGGAUUGCUGGAUUCUCUCCAAGUCGAGUGCCAGUGGGCGCGGAGCCAACGGGCACCUGAGGCUGAAGGUGCAGUCCCCUCCCACCAGGGCGGCCAGGAAGAGCACCAGGGUGGCGGUCCCUCGGUCACGUUCCUCCGUCUCCACCAUGUGCCAGUACGUGAACGAGCACGACAACCAGUGCGACAUUGUUUACAUCAGCAAGCCCAUCACGGAGUGCCGCUUCGACGGCCAGCGGUCCUGGUCCUCCACGAGGAAGACGGCCAGGAAAAGUACCCGUGGCCAUCUCUGCAACGAGGAAUACUGGGAGCUGAAGACGGUCCGCACUUCGGCCAGGAACUCAACCAUAGAAGUAGGUAGGGAGACCUGCGCUCCCAAAGUGCCUGCCCCAGUGACCCUCAAGCCAGUGAUUACACUGCCCGUUAGUGUGCCCGUCGCUGGCGCUCCAGUGGCGAUUGGGACUGGCGUUCAUUGUCCAAAGGGGCAGGAGAAAACAUUGCUGAUGCAAGACCAAGUUCAGGGGCUCGAGGAGAGUCUGAACAAUUACUCGGCAAACAGUGCAGAGCAGCUCUUCGGCACGAGUCCGACCUGCGGAUUGCAGGAGGCCAGUCUGUCUUCUAUGAAUGACAACAGUCCGCAAGGGGAACAGAAGAGGCCUGCUGCCCACGCUGACAGUCCCAUCUCUGAAAAUUGCCCGGCGGAAAUCAGGGCCAUGGAGGUUCCAAACAUUGACACGAGCGAGUGUGUCGUGGUGCCGGCCGAAUCCAGAGAUCAGAGCAACAGCUCGUCAGCCGCUUAUGUGAGCGUUGAACCACGCGACCAGCUUCUGGAGGAAUGCAGGGACACAGAAUGGGAUCUUUCCACACUGGACAAAUUGAGUAAGGACAGCAAUGAGGUGAAGUGCAAUUCACCAGCAGACAGUAAGAGUUCUCCCAACCACUCAGAGGCCAUUGUGAAUAAUGGGAGCCAAGAGCUGUCCAUGUCCUCCUUAGAGAAUGCCAGUAUCAGUCCUGUUAACAGUAUUGAGAUCAGCCUUUCUCCUCGAGAGCAAUGCAACAAGCAGAACAACAGUAGCAGUGAAAUCUUAAACGGCGACUUGGGAAAGGUGAGCAAUAAUGUCUGCAAGGCAACCGUGGAAUCCCAACAGCCUGAAUGUUCAGUCGAGAAUGUUGAUACGGUAAAGGUAGAAAAAUUGUUGAUUGAGAAAGAAGAUUCCCAAGGAUCGCCGGUUACACUGCGUCUUCCGUCUAAACCAGUCGCUUGUUCUCCUGAAGCCAAGAGCGAUUUGCAUCCGCAGCCAGCUUCCGCACAUGCAAGCAAAAGGAGGGGCAGUGACUCGGGAAGGUCUACCCCGGAGAUGGUGGGAAGGUGUAGUGAAGGAACUGAUGGCAUUGAGUGCCACGUGACACCGAGCAGCCCGUGUUGGACGGAGAUAGAGCAGGAAGACCUUGGAGCAAAUGCACCCGAUCACAAGAGGAAAGAAGAUGUUAUGGCCGAGAGAUCUCUGCAGCCCGGGAGGAGUAUCAGUCCCAAUAAAGAGGAGACGCCUAUGCCAGAUGCCUCUGUAAAGAAAAGGCAACGUAAAAAAUUGGUUCCCGCUUCUACGGACAGACGCUUAAGGAGUCAACAAUCGCAGCCGCAGACUGUGGCCAGUCCUGGUGAUACUGUAGAGAAGCCAUUAGUUUGUGCUGAUGGAUUACUCGUACCCUGUCUCAACGUGAAAUUCCCAAGGAAUCAAGGGGAGAAGAAGUACAGAAGGGAAGUCUGUAUCAGCAGAGUGGCGUCUGUUCAGUUUCCAGUGGACUGCUUCAACAAAACCCUGCUGCAAAGCAUCAUUGACCCCGAAAGCAAGGUUGACGAAUCUCUAGCUUCCACUUCUGUGAAAGAUGGUGGCAAGACGGGACAGCCAGCGGCCAUGCCGGCCUCCAGCGAUCUUCCAGCCAAGGAGUCGGAGAACUCGGAAGACGACGAAUUGAUUAACGAUGCUUUUCUACCUGAAAACGUGCUCCUUGAACAAGGUCGAAUUCUCGAGGUCUGCGUAGAUGUACAAUCGGCUGAAGAGAGGCAAGUUUCCUUUUCCAAUCAAAAUGCUGAAACCGAUCGGGUUUCCGACUACUCCAGUGGCUCCGUGGAUGAUGGGUCUACUGCUAGCCAACAGCAGGCCAGUUCACGAAGGACUAAUACCCACAAAGAAAGCACAAAGCGGGCAGGCGCUGGCCUUGUAAAGAGACUGAUCAAUUUUGGAUCUCCGCAUCAAACAGCUAAAGGAAUGCACGCAAAACUGUCACCAGGGGACAAGAAGAAUGCUUCUCAUGACUUGAGAUGCUUGAAUAUGCCCAUCAAUGAGCCUGAAUCGAGUGUGUUGGAAGAGGACGUUGAGGACACAGAUAAUAAGCUGCCCACACAAGAUAUCCAGGAGGAUGAAGCAUCUGAGUUGGUUGGCAUGAAUGAUGCUGAUGCUACUGAAGUGAGUCGGCCAAAAUUUUUAGACUGGUGCUCUGAGGAUGAAAACCAAGAGCUAAUCACCACCUUGAAUGCAAAGUAUGAGAGUCUUCACAAAUCGUGGACUCAGAUGGAGAAAGAAGGGCCGGUGAUUCACAAGGCCAGAUCCAAGUCUGAUCGGCUUAAGGAAAUUUGGAAAAGCAGGAAGAGGGCGCGGAAGGUCAGAGGUUUGUACGACCACAAAAUAUCUCCAGUGCAGAAACUCUUUGUGGCCAACUUCAACAUGGCCAACAUCUGCAAGUGGUUCAUGGAGACGACCGAGACCAAGUCUCUGGUGAUCGUCAAGAACGUCAAUGCCCGGAAUCCGGUGGUGACCAUGAAACCCAAGAGCUUUCUGCAGAAGAGCUCCAUGAUUGGCAUUUUCCCCAGUCCCCAAGCUGAGCGGCUAAAGAAGCACCUGAAGAAGUUUGCCAUAGCCUCCCCUGCUCGAAAUAACCCAAAGACCCGAGCGCUGCUGGACAACAUGCGGAGGAUCGCUAUGGCGCGAGGUGAGCGAGUCGGGCAACAGCAGCAACAGGACAUGUUGCCCGAUGCUGAAGAUGGCCUGUCCACUGGGGACCUCUUUUCGGCCAACAUGCUGCCAGACUGUCAAGAGGAAGGAGAUGGUCCCUCUUUGAUUCGGGGGGUGCCCCAACACUCCAAACACAUAGGGCUGAAGAAGCCUGUCAGCGCCUGGAUCCUUCGGAAGUACUCUAACAUGAUGGGCAAACUCCACAAGUUUCAGCACGGCAAGGAGCAAGCUGGGAGGAAGAACCCAGGCAGACACAAGAGCGUUUGCAUGAAUCCCAUGGUGUCGCCCAAGCUGACGUCACAGACCCAGUUAGAGUCGCCAAAGGAACCUCUGCCCGUCGUCCCUGGCAGACCAGAGGAGAGCAAAGGCAAGAGGAAAAGAACCAGGGACUCUCCAAUCAAGGAACCCCGCUUGGGGCGGUCCAGGCGCUCCAAGUCCGAGGCCGUCUCUCCGUCCCUUCCGUCCAAGCCUGCACCCAAGCCCGUCCCAGCCAGCCAGAAACCCAAAGCCGACGGCACCUCCAGCAGGUUGCCGGCUCCAAGGAAAUCGGGCAGCGGUGCAAAACCCAGCGGGCUGCCCGUGAAGGCGGUGAAGAGGUCCCCCAGUGCUGGGCUGAAGAGCGUCGCGAGAGGCAAGGGCAAGUCUGAUGCUCGAGAUGGAGGCAAGGGCAAACGGCUCAGGGCCAAGAGGAAGGGCGGUGUGGGCAGAGAGCAGCGGGCGAGGCAGGCCCAGAGCAAGGUGGGGUCCCCUGCAGCCAGGACCAAGCAGCGGGACAAGACCCGCGCUAAACUUAAAGCCAAGGCGGCCGCCCCUGCCAAGCACAGGCCCAAGUGCGAAGUCUCACUCGAGGCCAAGCGCAAAAAGAAACGGAAACUCGGCGGCAAGACUGAUCCGGUUCCCAACAAGCGCAGGAGGACUGAUGCUAAGUGACACGUUUGCCCGCAGGGCUCUGUAAAUUAUUGUCUUUAACAACAAACAAAAAUACAGUCGGAUGCAGAAAGCAGAACUUGUCGAAGCUGCUUUUAUAAUCUCGAGGCGAGCCUUUGGAAUCACAGAGGAAAGAACUCGACCGUGAUCCUAAUUUUAUUUUUCUAAGCACGUAAGCAGAUGGCUUGUAAAGAAAAUACAGGGAGCUCUCCCCUCCUGCUCCCCACAACUGUGAAUAGUUUUUAUACUGUGCUAAAAAUGGUAUUGUUUUCUUUUGCCUGUUUGGUUUGAUUUUUAUAUUAUAUAUAUAAAAAAGAAUUUCCAGGCUUAGAAUUGAUACAAGAGCUGUAAACACGGAUUGAAAAGAACAGUGCCUUAUUUAAAUGCUGAGAAGAAAAAGUGAUUUUUUUUUUGGUGUGUGUAUCUGAGAUUAAAGGCUUGCAUUGACAA
This is a messenger RNA of Amblyraja radiata (thorny skate), 6535 nucleotides long. RefSeq names its product ligand-dependent corepressor. Gene Ontology annotation, molecular function: DNA binding. Bases 1265 to 6088 code for a protein of 1607 amino acids. The record is from RefSeq and is a predicted model, not a curated record. The transcript has 3 exons. NCBI's taxonomy places the organism in Eukaryota, Metazoa, Chordata, Chondrichthyes, Rajiformes, Rajidae. Gene Ontology annotation, biological process: regulation of transcription by RNA polymerase II. Gene Ontology annotation, cellular component: nucleus.